AUGUGGUGUAGAUAUCCUCUCUUCCAUCGUCCCAGUUUGCUUCGAAGAUUGGAGGCGCGGGAGUACCUUACGAACCAGUCUUUCUCCGCGGUUAUCUUGGGUCUUUGUGCUCUUGCAGCGGCGAGAGCUAGGGAUGGGGCUCUCUAUUCCCAUGGCUGGAACCCGGAGUAUUUCAAAACUCCUUUGGCGGAAGUGUACUUCACUGCUGCUGACGAGGUGAUGCGCCGAGGCGUGAGCAAGAUGAUGGCACUGGGGGAAGGACUGGAUUGGAUGCGAGCUUGUGCUCUAUUGGCACUUUAUGGCAUUCAGAUUGGCGAAGAAGGUAUCGCGCAUCAGUAUCUGGGCAUGUAUCACAGCUUGGUGUCGAUAGAUGGAUUGCAAGAUGAGAAGAACUGGCCGAAGCACAUAGGAAUCGUGGAAACCGAACUUCGGCGGCGAUUGUUCUGGUCAAUGUAUUGCUUAGAAGUCUAUUGCUCGGCCGUCUGGGGAAGGAUCAACAGGUGCCGGGAAGCACAAUCUCAGGUCGCGUACGCCAGCGAAAUAGAGGACGAGGAUUUCUCGGACGCUGGAUACAACCACCCAAGUUCGCACAUGAUACCCCAACAAUCAAUCACAAAUCCCAACUCCUGGCUUCACGGAUGGAAUUUCGUCACCGAACUCUAUCGGAUCCUUGAACAUGCUAUGGAUGACUUCUAUCAACGAACUUCAAGUAGAGUCGGCCCAGUUUCUUUAGGAGACCUAUUCGGAAACGGAAUACCUCAUCAAAGCCACGCUCUCAACAGAGUAAUGUCUAUGUACUCAGACCUCCCCCCAAUGUUCAAAGAACCCCAAGAAAUCUCUCAAAACGGGAAACAACAAUCAAGCCUAGACAAGAACGUCGGCUUCCAAUCAACCAACAUAACCGCUACCCUCCAUCAUAUCCGUAUAAUCCUCACCUCUCCAGCAGAAGAAACAGUUGAUCAAAAAUAUGCAAUCGCCCGCGAUCUCCUCGACGGGUUGACCAAAACCCCAGCUUGCUACCUUCGAGCAAUGUCUUCUCCUUUGCUUCUCCAAAUUGCGGCAAUCGCUUCAAUCAUCUCCUCGCCGAUGAAACGUCCGUACUCCGAGUCCGAAGUAGAAAUAACCAACCUCGUAUCACACUUAGCAGUAGGCUUCACCGACCGCUUGAGCGCGGAAACCCGCCUCUGGAGUCAACUACAUGUGCUAGGAAACUCCUGGUACAGAGCUGCCCAACUACAAGGCGAAUCCACUCACGCUGCGGGUACACCUUCUACUCUAACAUUUGUUUCACCUCCACCUCUCCGACUUAGAAGGGUAGCUGGUCUUAAUAUUGAUCCGAGUUUACAGGGUUCUGGUGUUACUGAUGGAGGCGUAGGUGCAGCGGGAUUUGAGGCGAAUGUGUAUGAGUCUGUAUCACAAGGUAUGGGUGUUAAUGGUAUUGAGAUAGACCGAGCAGCAGCAGAGGAGAAUAACCAAUCAGGGGCUCCGCAAGAGUUGUCAGGGGGCUUCAAGUUCGACCCUUCGCAAGGAAUUGAGCAGUUUGAGGAGUGA
Molecule: messenger RNA, 1551 nt
Organism: Hyaloscypha bicolor E
Lineage: Eukaryota; Fungi; Ascomycota; Leotiomycetes; Helotiales; Hyaloscyphaceae
Exons: 3
Coding region: 1-1551 (516 amino acids)
Biological process (GO): DNA-templated transcription
Molecular function (GO): DNA binding; zinc ion binding
Source: RefSeq, a predicted model, not a curated record